Messenger RNA from Penicillium taxi, 558 nucleotides. RefSeq lists its product as uncharacterized. The transcript is spliced from 2 exons. The coding region runs from base 1 to 558 and encodes 185 amino acids. The record is from RefSeq and is a predicted model, not a curated record. Lineage: Eukaryota; Fungi; Ascomycota; Eurotiomycetes; Eurotiales; Aspergillaceae.
AUGUAUGCGGAAGAUGUGGCGACCGGAUUGACCGGGGAUGGAAAUCCGAUCGAGGAUGUGAUCACCCAGCCUCAUGCAGAUCAAAUGUCGCAGGAGGUUUUCCCCCAAUCAUUUCAAUUUGAUCCUGCGUACGCGAGUGCGCAUGUGUCAACGCAUAACAACUAUAUCGCGGCCAACGCGCCUGAAUACAUACCCGGUCCGGGGUAUUCAGAUUACCAACACCCCAAAGAUGAACAAUCUGCAUAUUAUGCGCAGCGGGGAGGGGAUUUCGGGCAUCAAUUCACGCCUGCACAUCCUUAUUCAGAUUCAUGCUUUCCGUCCAAUAAUAAUUUCGACCCGCAGCAAUCCCAGAAUUCACAUCAGAACGCCUAUUCCAUCCCUGGCGCUUGGAAGGGCCAAGAGAAGCACAAGCUCUUGGAGACUCUGCUAGACACGAUUAGCGGUUGCGACGAAGAGCGCGUGGCCCAAGUCGUGCAGGUUGUCCGAGUCAGCGCGACCCCUGAAGAGGCCGUAUCGGGGAUAUGCCAGGUUCUAGGCAUUGGGAGCUUUGAGGGAUAG